Molecule: messenger RNA, 977 nt
Organism: Cuscuta campestris
Lineage: Eukaryota; Viridiplantae; Streptophyta; Magnoliopsida; Solanales; Convolvulaceae
Source: the annotation of a GenBank genome assembly
GGAACACAACAAAAACUUCAUGAAAUUGUUCUCAAAAGCUAUGAAAAUGUAUUUGAAUAAUGCAAUGAAAGAGUAAAGAAGUUGUGAAGAAAUAUAUGUUGAAAGUAGACCCAAGGACCCUUUUUUAUACCCAAAAAGAGCUGUAACGCUUCGGAAAAGACUGGGGUUCAUUGGCAUAAUUUGUGGAAAUUAAAUCAAAAGUUCAUCUAUUGAAAAUAGGCCUAAAAUCGAUGUUCAAGUACUAAACAUCACUAUUUUGGCUCUGACUUUUCAUUUAAAUUGUCACACAAUCACCUUAACAUCGAUGUUGUAGAGGCAACAUCUAUCGCUAUGGGAGUGUUGACUUCCAAAGAAGGAAAGGGAUCAAGCUUCAGGCUUGAACGAGCUUCCGAGAGGUCAAAAACAGUGUUCGGGGCCAAAAAGAAUGAAAUUGGGCCAAAAUCACGUAUCAGCCGCGAAGCCCAACGGACCAGGGGCCUGAGGCGUCCAAGUUGGAUGCUUCAAGUAUUGUGUGGUGAGCUUGGCGUCAUCGCACUGAAGCAUGUCAUCUCACCGAUGUUUGAGCUUGAAGAUCUGCGGGUAGCCCGCGAAGCAUCUGAAGAACUAGUUGAUGUUGAGAAACUGGUGCAUCGACAACGUUUAACCAGUCGGCAAGAUUUUGAAGGUGCUGACAGUAGGUCGCCAUGGAAGUGGUGCCCUUGACGGUGGUGCGGAAUUCAUGUUCCAAUUGCAAGGCACGGCAUGUUUGUUGUCGUGAAAUAGGUCGUGAAUGACCUUCCAGAGUGCAGAGGCGGUGGAGACAAAAGACAUUACCAAAUCUAAGACGUUAUAUGUGAUAGUGGAGAGAAUCCAACCCUGGAGGAGAACAUCGAGUUGGAACCAUUCAUCGUCGUCGUCAGAGAGAGGGACGACGGAGCCUGUGAGAUAGCCUUGAAGAUUAAAUUGUCGUGUUAAGAAAAGAAAGAGACGACUCCAUU